AUGCUGGAAAACCGACUGUAUCGUCACGUCGACUGGCCGAUGGUGGUCGCCAUCGUGCUGUUGUGCGCGAUCGGGAUCACGAUGACGUACAGCGCCACCUAUGACCCGGUCACCGGAUUGGCCGGGCCGCAGGUGUCGAGGCAGAUCUGGGCGCUGGGCAUCGGGGUGCUGGCGUUCCUCGUGACGCUCACGGUCGACUACCGCCGGUUUUCCAACUCGACGUUGUGGAUCUUCCUUGGGUUCCUGGCGCUGCUGGUCUACGCGCUGCUGUUCGGGAUUGUGGGCGGCGGCGCCCGUCGCUGGAUCGGUGUCGGUCCGUUGACCCUGCAGCCGUCGGAAUUCGGCCGUAUCGUGGUGGCGCUGGCAUUGGCCACGUUGUUCACCGGCCGCGGGAUCGGGACACGGACUCCAGCCAGUGGGCGAUGCUGGUGCUGA
Molecule: messenger RNA, 435 nt
Organism: Geodia barretti
Lineage: Eukaryota; Metazoa; Porifera; Demospongiae; Tetractinellida; Geodiidae
Source: the annotation of a GenBank genome assembly